This is a messenger RNA of Coregonus clupeaformis (lake whitefish), 1068 nucleotides long. Its product is annotated as interleukin-18 receptor 1-like. Lineage: Eukaryota; Metazoa; Chordata; Actinopteri; Salmoniformes; Salmonidae. The record is from RefSeq and is a predicted model, not a curated record. The transcript is spliced from 7 exons. The annotation marks the transcript as partial.
AGGACAGCGUGGUUUAACAUCACAGUGUUCUCUGGUCAGUGCUACACAGACAUGGAUGUGUAUCUAUCAACUUGCUAUCUGGGAGAGUCCUGCGAAAAGUAUACAUGCACGUCGGACCACAGCAUCCCACAAAACUUCACCAAACUGAAAUAUACGUGGUACAAGAACUGUGACACAGAGUUACCCUCUGACUUUGGCGAUGGAUACCUGGAAAGUGCUACUGAGAGUGACAGUGGUUACUAUACCUGCACUUCAUACUAUACAUACAACUCAAACCUCCAUGAUGGACAGGUGUUUACCUUGUCCAAAACCAUGGAGCGGACAAUUAAACAAGGAAGUUCCCAUUUAAAGCCAAAGAUCAUUAGCCCUCAGGAUGGGGAGUUUAUUGAAGUACAUAUGGGAUCCACUGUGGUGGUGGUCUGCAGGGCUGUCCUGUCCUCUGAAUUUGACUCCUUCCACUGGAUGGAAAACAUAUCUUUUGUGGAGGAGAACAUGGAGGCCCUACCAGUGUUUUACAAUACUUCACAAGAGAAUGGCCAUCACCUGGUAUCGCUGGUGAUCAGGCAGGUGUCCGAGGAGCAGCUGAGGAACAGAUACACCUGUAAAUUGGAGUAUCCAUCUGGGACCUCCAACGUCUCUAUCACCUUCAAACAGAGGAGUCCACCCCAGUUUCACUUCCUGGUGCUGGGUAUAGUAGGGGUCUUUGCCGUGACGGUGGUGGUGGUGACUGUUGUCUAUGUCAAGCUGAAGGUGGACAUCAUUCUGUUUCUCAGAGAUGAUCUGGGUUGGCAUCAUCACAACACCGCUGAUGGGAAGCGUUACGAUGCCUAUGUGUUGUGUUAUAAGAGUGACUCAGAGUCAGGCGUCAGUGAGGAGGACAGGCGUCAGGUGGAGGAGGUGCUGGAGGAGGAGUAUGGCUACAGCCUGUGUCUCUACGACCGUGACGUGCUCCCUGGGGAGGGUGAGUCAGUCCACUGUCCUCACAUCGGUCCUCAUACUGGUGUGUGUGUGUGUGUGUGUGUGUGUAUGCACUGUUCUUGUACCUAUUCCUGUUUCUGUUCCUUAUCU